CCGUUCUGUGCCCUCUCUGCUCCAUUUCUCCCCGUCCCGUCCCUCCCGCGUCGCAUCGCAUCACCACCGCCUCUCGCUUUCCUCUCCCUCCAUCCCUCCUGCGUCCCCGAGGCGCGGGCGACGGCGACGACGACGACGCGAACCCCGCCGCCGCCUAGGCACAGUUGCUGAGCAUUUGGGCAGUCAGCUAUAAGCAUAUCUGGCCUACUGUUGUUUGAUUCUUACUGAACUUUGGUCAAUUGGUUGGAUGAAAGUGUUUGUUGGAUAUUCACGGAUCUAAAUUGUCACCUCUUCGUGAUUAAGUAGCAUCAUUUCACAUUCAGCACUGGGAAAUGGAUCGUAAUGAUACUUCAGGGUUUGUUAGUGGAGGAUGCAAAGAUGUUGAGGCCUACUAAUUACUCUAGGUUUUCUAACUUCGUAGCUUUGUUGACAAUUAUUUAACCCGGAAGUGAGGCCAGCUGGUACUUUCUCAUAAGUUUGGUGGACUCUAGGAGCAAUGGAACCCAGAGAUGGGCAUUCAGCAUUCACCAUAAGUUUCUCGAAUCCAAAUGGCUUUGUGAAUCAGCGUACUGUCGUUCCAGCAGCCAGUCAUCCAGGAGCUGGUUCUAGCCAACCUGAUGUGCUUGCUCCGAGAGGUUACAAGAGAAAGUUGACUGAAUUGGCUCUAUGUCUGGGCGACUCAUCAAGCUCAGAUAGCAGCAGGCAGAGCAUGGGUACUGGCUGCACUGUGUCUUCUGCCAGGGGAAGUGACGAUGGCUCGUGUAUGGACUAUGACAUAAAUUUUCAGUUAUCUCUUGGCAAUGAGGGUACUUCCAAGCUGCAUAAACAGGCUUGUGAUUCUAGGAGGGCUUUUGAGAAGCCUGGUUUGGAUCUUAAGUUAUCUUUGGCACCAUCUCAAUCUGGGGUAACUGAUGCAGACCUGAUUAGAACCCCUGCACUUCAGGACACAUUUGUGCAUCCACAUAUUAUGGCUUUAGUGCCAACAGUUGAUGAAGGAUCUACAUCUGCUCGACGUCCAUAUGGAGGCAUGGUGCUUUCUUUUCUUAACCAGGCUGAACAAUUGGCAGGGUUUUCUCUGAGCCAAGCAUUUCCAGUGAGCUCUAAUCAGGUUCAAGGUCCAGCUCCUCCAACACCAACAGUGGUCCAACAGCCAAAAAGUCCAGCAGCCUGUUCUUCCGGGUUUGUCCAUUCACAGCAGCGUAGCAGUUGCACAAAGGUUUGUUCAUACCCAGGAUGUGUAAAAGGAGCCAGAGGUUCAUCAGGGCGAUGCAUUGCCCAUGGUGGGGGUAGAAGGUGCCAAAAGGAAGGCUGCAACAAAGGAGCAGAGGGCAAGACUAUUUUCUGUAAAGCUCAUGGAGGGGGGAGGCGCUGUGACCAUCUUGGAUGCACGAAGAGUGCUGAAGGCCGUACUGAUUACUGCAUAGCCCAUGGCGGUGGACGGCGUUGCAGUCAUGAAGGGUGCAAAAGAGCAGCACGAGGGAAAUCCGGCCGCUGUAUCAAGCAUGGUGGCGGGAAGAGGUGCCAAAAGCCAAACUGCACAAAGAGCGCUGAAGGGCGGUCAGGCAUGUGCAUCGCUCACGGUGGUGGUCGCCGCUGUCAGCAUAAUGGUUGUGGCAAGGGAGCUCAGGGCAGCACUAAUUUCUGCAAAGCUCACGGUGGUGGCAAGAGAUGCACACAUCCCGAGUGUUCCAAGGGAGCAGAGGGGAGCACACAAUUCUGCAAGAGCCAUGGAGGUGGUAAACGCUGUUCAGCUGAAGGUUGCACGAAGAGUGUGCAUGGCGGGACCCAAUUCUGUGUCGCGCAUGGAGGAGGCAAGCGGUGCGUGGUAGAAGGGUGCAAGAAGAGUGCAAGAGGCCGCACCGACCGAUGUGUUGGUCACGGUGGGGGUAAGCGAUGCCAGUCCACCGGCUGUGGGAAGAGUGCGCAGGGAAGCACUGAUUUCUGCAAGGCACACGGUGGAGGCAGGCGCUGCUUGUGGGGGCAUCCGGGUUCAGACCUCGGAUCUGGUGGCACUCCUUGUGACCGUCUUGGAAGAGGCAAAAAGGGCCUGUGCGAUCAUCACAACCCGCUGGUGAACGACAACAGUGUCCAUGGGGGUGUAUCAUUUGGUGCUUUCAGUAUUGUCAGCGAUGCCCUUUCUCACGGAGCUAGUCCUCCAAGCACUGGAACAAGCAUGCACAGCUUCUUCAUGCACCCAGCAGAAGCUCCUCGCCAUGCACCAGCCUCAGCCCAUGAGGGCCGCGUGCAUGGUGGUAACUUUAUGCCCAUGCUUGGUGGUGUGAGCCUAGGGAAGAAACCCGCCAACAACACUGAUGCUAGCACCUCCACAACUCACAACUGGAAAUCUGCAGCUAACAUGGAAAAGCCUAGUAGCUCUGCACGACGCAGCUGGCUGUAAUGCCAGAGUUCGCCGCCAGCCCUCCCAUCCCGGUUUGCUCCGUCAUUUCAUCUGGAAAGCAUCUCCCAUGUCCUCUGGUGUCAAUUCUAUGUAUUUGUGUGAUUAUGUGAACUGUCUGUGAUAAUUGGUCAGGACUGCUUUGUUGAUCGUUUCCCUGGUCGUGUGUGCUUUGUAAGUGGUGUGGUCGUGUGUGUUCUGUAAUAGUCGUGUUGUAUGAAUUGUGCAAAGAAACCCCUCAUCAUGAUAUAAAUAAAGGAGGGGGUUGCGAUAAUAUAAGCUAAGGGUGCCUUUGGUUGGGAA
Molecule: messenger RNA, 2698 nt
Organism: Panicum hallii
Lineage: Eukaryota; Viridiplantae; Streptophyta; Magnoliopsida; Poales; Poaceae
Product: hornerin-like
Exons: 3
Coding region: 497-2398 (633 amino acids)
Source: RefSeq, a predicted model, not a curated record